Molecule: messenger RNA, 617 nt
Organism: Vicugna pacos (alpaca)
Lineage: Eukaryota; Metazoa; Chordata; Mammalia; Artiodactyla; Camelidae
Source: RefSeq, a predicted model, not a curated record
CUGAAAGCUGUUCCUUCAGUGUUUGCUCUUUAUUCACUUCUGCAGGCAAGGAUCCCCAAAUCCAAAAUUCCAACAUGCCCAGAGAGAUGAUCAGGAAGUUCUUUCCAAAACGGAAGUGCUUUGUCUUUGACCGGCCUGUCAGUGACAGAAAACUACUAGUCCAUAUUGAGGACGUGCCAGAUGACCAACUGGAUGGGAAUUUUCAGAUGCAGUGCAAAGCAUUCUGUUCUUAUGUCUUCACUCAUGCAAAACCCAAGACCCUAGGAGAGGGGAUCACAGUCACUGGGGGAGGGCUGGGGACACUGGCGGUGGCCUACGUGGACACCAUCAACAGUGGGGCAGUUCCUUGUUUGGAGAACGCAGUGAUGACUCUGGCAGAGCGUGAGAACUCAGCGGCCGUGGAGAAGGCAGCCGCCCACUACAGCGAGCAGAUGGCCCAGCGCCUGACCCUCCCCACGGACACGCUGCAGGGGCUGCUGGAGGUGCACACGGCCUGCGAGAGGGAAGCCAUCGCAGUCUUCAUGGAGCACUCCUUCAAGGAUGACAAGCGGGAGUUCCAGAUGAAGCUUUUGGUAACGUGCCUUAGCAGGUCUCCUUCCUGAGUCUGUUCUUCUGGA